AUGUUGUUCUUGUCACAACAAGAAAAAGAAGGGCAAAUAGCAGGAGUUGAGGCAACAUUGGAUACAUUCAAGGCUGACAAGGCUUAUCCAAUGAGAAAAUUGCGCGAGAUCCUUCCAGAUAUGAUAAGGAGAUCCUCAAAAUUGUAUCACAAUGUUCAGACUGUUACAGCAGCAUAUACGGAACUGGAGGCUUUCAAGAAGCUUGCUUACUGUAACAAUGCACUUUUGUUGACGAUGCUGCACUCAAAGACAUACCCCGAUGAAGGUAUGCUAGCUGCAAAGGUUGAAUAUGAAUGCAAAGUGAGAGGUGCCCAGCGAUUGGGUUUCAAUUCCGUGGUUGGUGGCGGGCCUAAUGGAAGUGUUAUACAUUACUCUAGGAACGAUCAAAAGAUUAAAGAUGGAGAUUUUGUUUUGAUGGAUGUGGGAUGUGAGUUACAUGGCUAUGACAGUGAUCUCACACGUACCUGGCCACCUUGUGGUACCUUCUCUUCCGCACAGGAGGGGCUUUAUGAGCUUAUACUGGAAACAAACAAGCAUUGUGUGGAACUUUGUAAGCUUGGUGCAAGUAUUCGACAAAUACACAACCGUUCGGUUGAAAUGCUGCAGAAAGGACUAAAGGAGUUUGGAAUUUUGAAAGGUUUUGGAAGCAGUUCCUACCAUGAGCUUGAACCCAAACAAUAG
This is a messenger RNA of Lathyrus oleraceus (garden pea), 681 nucleotides long. Its product is annotated as intermediate cleaving peptidase 55, mitochondrial-like. Gene Ontology annotation, cellular component: mitochondrion. The coding region runs from base 1 to 681 and encodes 226 amino acids. The transcript has a single exon. Gene Ontology annotation, biological process: proteolysis. Gene Ontology annotation, molecular function: aminopeptidase activity. The record is from RefSeq and is a predicted model, not a curated record. Lineage: Eukaryota; Viridiplantae; Streptophyta; Magnoliopsida; Fabales; Fabaceae.